CGGACCACAUGGAUUUAUCCUUAUCUUUCCUUACCUCAAUGUUGAGAGAUCUAAUCCAAGUUGAAAGUGGAUUUUCAGGUUUAAAAUAUUUCAAUGUUAAGCGAUUUCAGGGCCGUGCUAAAGAAAAGCAAGUUGGAUUUUUAAUCAAUUCUAUGCCAAAUGAUUUAAAUAUCGACCUCAUACCACCAUCGCAUUUGAAUAUCUCCGCCAAUCCACCAAAGAACACCGCGGACAAUCCAAGCGGUCCUUAA
Messenger RNA from Funneliformis caledonium, 251 nucleotides. The record is from the annotation of a GenBank genome assembly. Lineage: Eukaryota; Fungi; Glomeromycota; Glomeromycetes; Glomerales; Glomeraceae.